GCAUGCACGGCAUCUUCCUCCUCGCUGUCGCCUGCCCGCCCGUGAGCUAGGCAACAAGCCCCGCGCGCUCACGGGCGGGAUACAACCAAAACCGCCCGAUCUCCCCGUUUCUCUCUCUAAAUCAGCGCGCGCCUGCCUACUGCGGCCGCAACUACAGUCGCCGUCGCUCCCAGCCAAUGCGCCGCUCUCCCUAGAUCUUAUCCCGCCCAGAACGACGCGCAGGCGCAGUAUAAGUUUGCAGCUAGCAGGUGGCUGCCGCCGUCUCGAUCGACACAAGCAGGGAGAAGAAGAGGAUUCUAGCACAUGGCACGCGGCAGAAGCAGUAGUUCUGGGAUGCGGCGGCCGCAUUUGCGUCUACUCGCGGCGGUGGCUGGGCUGCUGGUCGCGUGCGCCGCCGUCGCGCCGCGCUCCUCGGCGCUCAACGUCGGCCUCCAGUCCGCCGACACCGACGGCGACGGCGUGAGCAAGCAGCAGGCGUGCAGCCGUACGUGCGAGUCCGACCACUGCACGACGGCGCCGUUCCUGCGGUACGGCAAGUACUGCGGCAUCCUCUACAGCGGCUGCCCCGGCGAGCGGCCCUGCGACCCCCUCGACGCCUGCUGCAUGCGCCACGACUACUGCGUCCAGGCAAAGAAUGAUUACCUGAGCACGCAGUGCAACGAGAGCCUGCUGGAGUGCCUGGCGGAGCUGCGGGAGGGCGGGGGCACCUUCGAGGGCAACAAGUGCAUGAUCGACGAGGUCAUCGACGUCAUCACCGUCGUCAUCGAGGCCGCCGUCGUCGCCGGACGGGUCCUCCACAAGCCCUAGCACUUUACGCAGCCCGGCGGCCGGCGCGCCGUCGGCGUACGGCGGAGCUCUACCAACGAUCAAUGGCGAGGGGAUCGACUUGUAACAGCUUGCGCGGUAGGUGGGUGGUACACGCUUUGCUUGCUUGGUCUGUGUGUCACGGCCGGCCGGCGUGUUGUGUGGCCAUGGCCCUCCGGUCGUGUCGAUCGCCUCAACUACGACGUACCCGCGGUCACAUGCAUUGUUGUGUGAUGCUUAGCUAAGAUCGACCGUGCCUAAACUGGCUUACCAUAAAUAUGUAUGUACAUGGAGAUGAGAGCACAGUAUAAUCUGCUUGACUUUUA
Lolium perenne is the source of this 1130-nucleotide messenger RNA. Its product is annotated as phospholipase A2 homolog 3. Gene Ontology annotation, molecular function: A2-type glycerophospholipase activity. The record is from RefSeq and is a predicted model, not a curated record. Gene Ontology annotation, biological process: phospholipid metabolic process; arachidonate secretion. NCBI's taxonomy places the organism in Eukaryota, Viridiplantae, Streptophyta, Magnoliopsida, Poales, Poaceae.